AUGAUGCAGCUGUCGAACUGGUUCUCGCAGCUGCAGUACCUGCACGCACGCCGCGAGAAGGGGCUGCAUCCGGUAAGCGAGAUGAACCGAUUCGCCAUCCUUGUGUGCGGACUGUUCUGCGGGAUCUGCGUAUCGCUGCCGUACACUUACGACCUAUACACGACGCAGCUCCGCGACCAGUUCGAACUGUCCGCCGGGGACCUGUCGACAGUGAGCACUGUAGGACUUGUGUUCUUCUUCUCUAUGCUGCCGUUCAGCGUGAUCUUCGAGAUGCUCGGGCCGUUCACGAACUUCGUGAUCUGCCUUGCCAUGGGCGUGAUCGGGACGGUGGGCCUUGCGCAGACCUUCUCUGGCGCGAUCCCCGGCAACGUGGCGACGAUCAGCAUGUUCUACGCGUUCCUGAACCUGGCGAGUGGGCUGAUCGACACGACGUACAUCUCGACGCUGUUCGAGAUAUUCCCGCGCAACCGCGGCCCUGUCGUGUGCCUCGCGAAGGUGAUGACGGGGCUGGGCAGCACGAUCUUUGCGUGCCUGAGCACGACGCUGUUCAAAGGCAACUUGAUCGGGUUCAUCUACUUCCUGGGCGCGUUCAUCGCCGCUGUGACGGUGUGCUCGAGCGCGCUGAUUGUGCUACCACUGUACUACAUGAACUGGUGGCGGCUGCGCGGGAAGAGUGCCGAGGAGGUUGCGCUGCUGCGCGCGACAAAGCCUCUGUACGAGUUCAAGUUCGUGCCUGUGCGACGCCUGAUAGUGGGAUACGCGGUCGUGCUGACGAUGAUCGUGUUCUUCACUGUGGAGACACCGGUUGUGUCGUACGUGAGCCACGUGCCGCGCUCGGUGGAGUUGGCGAUCGGCGUUGUGGUCUCUGUGCUGAUGCUGUGCCUGUUCCUGAUGCUGCUGCCGCUGCGGUGGCUUGGCGGGAUGAAUGAGGCCGCGCCGUCGGAUCUCGAGCUGCGCGCGAUUGCGCUGGCGUACGAGGCGCCUGCGUCGGAGCACUACGCGUCGGUCGGCGCUGAGGUGGCGAACGUGAUGCCGACGGGGGGCGAUGAUACUGUGGGCAUGGACGACUCGCCGGAGUCGGAGUCGAGCUCGCGCCAGGACCCACGCUACCCGGGCUCGACGGUGCUGGACUACUUGAAAUCGCUGGACCUGUGGCUGAUUCUGCUGUACAUGUUUUGUGUUUCCCCGAUGGGGAUCAUGAUGUCGUACAACGGGAGCACCAUCUCAAUCGCGAAAACGGGAAAUCCGCGGAGCGAGCAGACGGCUGCGCUGUACACUGCAUUCGUUGGCCUGGGUAACAGCGUAGGCCGCAUCGCGUUCGGACUGUUUGAGGCGUAUGUGCAACACAUGAAGGGUAGGAGCGGGCGCCGCCGCGUGCUGGUGACUGCUGCGCUGUUCGUGAGCCCGACACUGGCGACUGUUGGUGGUGUGCUGCUGCUUGUGCUGCCGGGCAAGCUGAUUCUGUUUCCAUACAUCGUUGGGUACAUCGUGAAUGGCUUCAACGCGGCGCUGCAGGCUCUUAUCUUCACGUGCCUGUUCGAGAGCUUCCACAACACGCUGUACAACAUGUCGUUCACGGUGAUGGUGAUCUGCGUGAUUGUGUUCAACCGGCUCCUGUUCGGCAUGUACGUGGACAUGCAGCACCGCAAGCUGCAGCUGAGCACGUCGCAGGAGUGCAACCGUUCGGUGUGCAUCGAGACGCCGUUCAUUGUUGCAACGUGCCUUGCUGCCGGCGGUCUGCUUGUUGCGGGGCUUGUGCACGUGCGGUACGCGCGGUUCGUUGCUCGCGUGCAGGAGCGGCGGCCCGAGGCGGCGAAGCCAACGGAGUGCGAGCUGAUCGAGUGA
Messenger RNA from Leishmania mexicana MHOM/GT/2001/U1103, 1845 nucleotides. RefSeq lists its product as hypothetical. Gene Ontology annotation, cellular component: membrane. NCBI's taxonomy places the organism in Eukaryota, Euglenozoa, Kinetoplastea, Trypanosomatida, Trypanosomatidae. The record is from RefSeq and is a predicted model, not a curated record. Bases 1 to 1845 code for a protein of 614 amino acids. The transcript has a single exon.